AGCGGAGCUGUCCCUUUAAGGGAUGGCCGCAGAGCCGUGAAAGUGGAGGGGGCUGAGGGAGGGCGGGGAAGAAGGUCUGAGGGCGGACCUAGGGGGAGGAGGAGGAAGAGUUGCUGCUGAAAGGAGGUGGCGAAGGAGGAGCCGGAGCAGCUGCUGCCUGCCGGCGGGCACUAGAGUCCUGCCCGCUGUCGCACGAGUAGCCACGGGCGCGAUCGGGGCCAGACGUCUCCUCCUCCAUGAUCACUUUGGGAGCGGGGGGAAGACUUUGCCCGGCCGUGAGAGCGGGUCUGCGUUUCCCUGGCGCGGCGGCAGCGGAGCAGCGGCAGCAGCCGGGUCCGAAUCGGAGCGGCCACAGCCUGGGGCGUGUGCGCCCCGCGCGGAGCGGGCUCGGGUUCCCCACGGAAUGUCCCCGGGGCGCCCCGCGCGCUGACCCCCCAGCCGCCUCCGCCUUUGGCGCCUGCUGCCUCUCUCGGGCGGGCUCGGUGUUCGGGACUGCAAGCUUCCCGGCUCCUGGGCGGUGGGGAAGCCCCCGGGGGCGGGUGACCUCAGCUGGCCACGACCUAGUCCUCUCCCGUGCGUAUCUCGCUUAAGAUGGCAGCGGAGUCAGGGGAACUAAUCGGGGCUUGCGAGUUCAUGAAAGAUCGGUUAUAUUUUGCUACUUUAAGGAAUAGACCAAAAAGCACUGUAAAUACCCACUAUUUCUCCAUCGAUGAGGAGCUGGUCUAUGAAAAUUUUUAUGCAGAUUUUGGACCUCUGAACUUGGCAAUGGUAUACAGAUACUGCUGUAAACUAAACAAGAAACUGAAACCAAAGAAAAUUUUCAAGAAUAUCCCUUUCCUGGGAAAGUUGGAGUCAUACAGUUUAUCAAGAAAGAAAAUAGUGCACUACACCUGUUUUGAUCAACGGAAAAGAGCAAAUGCGGCAUUUUUGAUAGGUGCUUAUGCUGUAAUCUAUUUAAAGAAGACACCAGAAGAAGCCUACAGAGCACUCCUAUCUGGCUCAAACUCCCCCUACCUUCCGUUCAGGGAUGCUUCCUUUGGAAAUUGCACUUACAAUCUCACCAUCCUCGACUGUUUGCAGGGAAUCAGAAAGGGAUUACAACAUGGAUUUUUUGACUUUGAGACAUUUGAUGUGGAUGAAUAUGAACAUUAUGAGCGAGUUGAAAAUGGUGACUUCAACUGGAUUGUUCCAGGAAAAUUUUUAGCAUUUAGUGGACCACAUCCAAAAAGCAAAAUUGAAAAUGGCUAUCCUCUUCACGCCCCUGAAGCCUACUUUCCUUAUUUCAAAAAGCAUAACGUGACGGCAGUCGUGAGGCUGAACAAAAAGAUUUAUGAGGCGAAGCGCUUCACGGACGCGGGCUUCGAGCACUACGACCUCUUCUUCAUAGACGGCAGCACGCCCAGCGACAACAUUGUGCGGAGGUUCCUGAACAUCUGCGAGAACACGGAUGGGGCGAUCGCGGUUCACUGCAAAGCUGGUCUUGGAAGAACAGGGACGUUGAUAGCCUGUUAUGUCAUGAAACAUUACAGGUUUACACAUGCUGAAAUAAUUGCUUGGAUCAGAAUUUGCCGGCCAGGCUCCAUUAUAGGACCCCAGCAGCACUUCCUAGAAGAAAAACAGGCAUCGUUAUGGGUCCAAGGAGACAUUUUCCGAUCCAAGCUGAAAAAUAGACCAUCCAGUGAAGGAAAUAUUAAUAAAAUUCUUUCUAGCUUGGAUGAUAUGUCUAUAGGUGGAAGCUUAUCUAAAAUACAAAAUGUGGACAGAUUUGGAGAGAAUAAUUUAGAAGAGGAUGAGGAUGUGGAAAUGAAAAACAGUAUAACCCAGGGAGACAAACUACGUGCCUUAAAAAGUCAGAGACAGCCACGCUCCUCACCAUCCUGUGCAUUCAGGUUGGAUGAUAUGAAAGGGCACCCAAGAGCAGUGUCCCAGCCUAUCAGAUUGACUUCGUCCCCACAAGGAUCUGCAACUACUUUGAAGACCUCAAAAGUGGCUUUGUCCCCUUCAGCGAUGGCCAAGAGGAUAAACAGAGGUUCUUUGUCCUCGGGUGCUGGUGUAAGAAGCUUUUCCAUAAACUCCCGGCUAGCCAGUUCUCUAGGCAACUUGAAUGCCGCAACACAGGAGCCAGAGAACAAAAAGUCCUCCUCGUCCUCUAAGGCGGGUUUCGUAGCCAGUCCACUCACCAACCUCUUGAACGGCAGCUCCCAGCCGCCUGCCAGAAAUUACCCUGAGCUCAACAACAACCAGUACAGCAGAAGCAACAACAGCAGCGGGAGCACCCUGAGCAGCCAGCCGAGCCCCCACAGCGUCAAGACGGAGGAGCACCCCACCCUCCUCCGGCCCUCGUACACCGGCCUCUCUUCUUCCUCAGCGAGAUUCCUGAGCCGUUCGAUCCCCGUAAGUUCGCAGACACCACCUCCUGGUCCUCAGAACCCUGAGCGCAACUUUUGUGCCUUGCCUUCCCAGCCAAGGCUGCCACCCAAGAAAUUUAACAGCGCCAAGGAAGCCUUCUGAGCGAUGCCUUCCCUCUGUGCUGUGAAACUGUCUAUGCACGUCCAUUCUGCUGGCUCCUCUUCAAGUAAAUGCCAAGUUUCAACUGGGGUUUCUUCCUUCCUUUCUUUUGGUUCUCCUCCUCCCACUCCUUUUUAGGUGAUCUCUCUUCCAAGGGAAACAGCUUUCAUUCCCUUCGUUGUGGACACUGUUGACUCAGGUUACUUUUCAGUUAAGUUUGCAAUUCACUCAGGGUAGCUGGUGCCAAGCCAGGAGCUGAUUCGUUCAAUAGACGGUAUUGGCUUUGGUUGUGGUGGUGGUAGGAAUCAUCGCUUUUCCACAUCAUAUGUUAAUGAAUGAAUUUUGGAGUAUUAAAUGUGGAAGGUGCUGAAUGAAUAGGACCUUUUUCAGAACUAGCCAUUAGGUCCCUGAAUAAGUCACUUCCUGCAGGGGACUGACCCUGCAGAAUUAACAAAAUGGCAAACGGAAGGUGUUGAUAAGGAAGGAUCACAAGUCGGUAUCUGGGAUGUAGGGGAGGGGAAGGCAGAGUAUCAGGAAGAUGUUUAGAAUUAGCCAUCACUCUUCCAGAGACAGGAUGAAAGAUCGCCAAACACAUUCUCCCCAUGAGCUCGGGAUUUAGGUUGCCAAGUACUCCCCCCUCUUUUAACCAGAAAACCCUGUUCGGUCAAAUCUGUUGCUUCACCCCAUGCUGUGAAUCACUUUAGUCACAUAUUUUGAUUGCCUCAAAGGGAAUAGAGAUCAGAUCUAUGAGAAUGUGAGCUUUGAGUUGAGAGAACAAGAACAGAAUGGGAAAGAGAAAUCAAUCUCAGAGAUCAAAGAAAUAUGAAUCGGAAUGAUUCCAGUCCGGGCACAAGGCAGCUCCAGAGUCCUGGGAGGGCUGGGACCCGGACUCCUUCAUGCCCGCUAUUCUUCAAACAUGUCCUCAGCCAUUGUCCAGGGAGAGGCUGAUUUCUGUAGGGGAGCGGGGGGAGGGCAGCGUGCCUUUCUUGGGGAACAGUAGCCCCAUGGGAAUAGUUAAGGAGACCCACUUUUCUUAGAUGGUGGUUUAGGGACCACCUUUCCUAACACAAGGAUGCAGUGCAUGUGUGUGUUGGUUGGACACAUUACAACUCACAUCCCUACCUCAGCCUUGCUUCGGAGGUUUUUCCCGUCUUCUGUGCACACGCGGUCCUUCCUGUCACAUACAGUUGACCCUUGAGCAACACAGGUUUGGACUGCAAGGGUUAACUUAUUCACGGAUUUCUUUCAAUAAAUACAGUACAGUAUGUUUUCUCUUAUGAUUUU
Messenger RNA from Lutra lutra (Eurasian river otter), 3792 nucleotides. RefSeq names its product cell division cycle 14A (gene CDC14A). Gene Ontology annotation, molecular function: protein tyrosine/serine/threonine phosphatase activity; protein serine/threonine phosphatase activity. The transcript has 16 exons. Lineage: Eukaryota; Metazoa; Chordata; Mammalia; Carnivora; Mustelidae. Gene Ontology annotation, cellular component: centrosome; spindle pole; mitotic spindle. Bases 592 to 2511 code for a protein of 639 amino acids. The record is from RefSeq and is a predicted model, not a curated record. Gene Ontology annotation, biological process: cilium assembly; protein dephosphorylation; regulation of exit from mitosis.